Molecule: messenger RNA, 373 nt
Organism: Myotis davidii
Lineage: Eukaryota; Metazoa; Chordata; Mammalia; Chiroptera; Vespertilionidae
Product: phosphoglycerate mutase 2-like
Exons: 1
Biological process (GO): glycolytic process
Molecular function (GO): intramolecular phosphotransferase activity
Source: RefSeq, a predicted model, not a curated record
GAGAGCACCUGGAACCAGGAGAACCGCUUCUGCGGCUGGUUCAACUGGGAGCUGAGUGAGAAGGGGGCCGAGGAGGCCAGGCGGGGGGCCCAGGCCGUCAAGGAUGCCAAGAUGGAGUUUGACAUCUGCUACACGUCGGUGCUGAAGCGGGCAAUCCGCACACUCUGGACCAUCCUGGAAGGCACGGACCAGAUGUGGCUGCCGGUGGUGCGCACCUGGAGUCUCAACGAGCGGCACUACGGGGGCCUGACGGGCCUCAACAAGGCGGAGACGGCCGCCAAGCACCGGGAGGAGCAGGUGAAGAUCUGGAGGCGCUCCUUCGACAUCCCGCCUCCCCCCAUGGACGAGAAGCACCCUUACUACAGCAUCAUCA